This is a messenger RNA of Myxocyprinus asiaticus (Chinese sucker), 5090 nucleotides long. It is a transcript of the gene cyp17a1, whose product is annotated as steroid 17-alpha-hydroxylase/17,20 lyase. Lineage: Eukaryota; Metazoa; Chordata; Actinopteri; Cypriniformes; Catostomidae. The transcript has 8 exons. Gene Ontology annotation, biological process: progesterone metabolic process; hormone biosynthetic process. The record is from RefSeq and is a predicted model, not a curated record. Bases 1129 to 2664 code for a protein of 511 amino acids. Gene Ontology annotation, molecular function: iron ion binding; heme binding; steroid 17-alpha-monooxygenase activity.
UUCUACUUGGGAAUUAACAUUCCUUGCGUUUGAACAUCAUAUUUACAGACAAAUUAGCAUCAUUUUUAUUUUUUUAUUUAUUUAUUUAUUUAUUUUUUUUGACGUUUCCGUUGAAGCAAAGAAUUGUGGGUUGUGAGUGCCCACGAAGGAUACACUUCAUGCACCCUCCGAAUUCCAUUCGAAGCGUCCUACUCGCUUUGAUGAAACGAGACAGCCUCGAUGAUGUAUGCAGACCUCUGGAGGACGCAUCCUUCAAAAGGAGACACAGCCCAAGACAGUUUAUUGAAGAAAUACACAACAUUUUAGCGUACAGCAACGAAUGCUGGCUAUGAAAUAUUAUUUUUGCAAGCUCCAAAGAAAACAGAAAUCACAAAAUUUUUAAGUCACAGAGAAAGGUUAAAUUGCAGAAGCAAGAGAAAUAAUAUUAUUGUAUACAUCUAAAAUGUAUAAAUAGUGCAAUAUUCCGUAAGCAAUGCAAUUCAAAACAUUCAAGACAUUAAAGUGCAAUACAUCGGCUUAUUAUAAUUACUGGAGUUUUUAAGUGUUUGUUUUUAGUUUAUCAACUUUUGUCCACUCCACUUGUUUGCUUGUGUCAAUUUGAUUAUUUAUCAUGCAUAUUAUCAGCAUUGCAUUCAAUAUUUUAAAUGCUCACCAAAACUUUGUUUCUAUUCAAGUUGCUUUACAAAGAAAGAUUAAUAUUAUAAGGUUUGAAAUAAUAAAAGAUCAUUAUUCCAUGGUCUAUUUUUGUAACCAAUCAUAAAGUGAGCAAAAAGUAGUAUAGCAAUUUCAAAAUGGGCCAAGUUACAGCAUCUGCAAGAAUGUAACAAUUUGGAAGAAAUUUCAAUUACAUUCUAAAAGCAUGUAUAAAAUAACAGAAAGAAAAGGCACAAAGCUGUGCAAAAUGAACCAAAUGCUCAAACGUGCAGUUUUAUGCAUCUUCGAAUGUUAGGACCCAAUCAGCAACUUUGUUGAAAACCACAUUGAUGACACUUAGAUAGUUGAAGCUAAACUAUUUCAGGGUCAAGGAGAUGGCAUUGAAGGAUUUGUAUAAAAAUAUGCCGUUGGCUUGCUCAUACAUGUUAUGCUGAUUUGGAGAGCUGGUGGACACUUGCUUGAAUGUAGCAGACAAUGUCUGAAUCCCACAUCAUGCCAUGGCUUUUUUGUCCAUGUCUUUUUUCUGCAGUGGCUUUGGCAGUCCUGUAUCUCAAAAGGAAAAUGAAAGGAUUUCUGCCAGGCGACAGAUCUCCUCCCAGCCUCCCCUCGUUGCCUAUCAUUGGGAGUAUUCUCAGCCUCAUGAGUGACAGUCCACCUCACAUCUUAUUUCAGCAGCUGCAAAAGAAAUACGGAGCUCUUUAUUCCCUCAUGAUGGGCUCCCACAAAGUCCUUAUUGUGAACAACCACCAUCAUGCAAAAGAGGUCCUGAUCAAAAAAGGGAAAAUAUUUGCAGGGAGGCCACGAACUGUUACAACAGACAUAUUGACUCGAGAUGGGAAAGAUAUAGCAUUUGCUGACUACAGUGCCACAUGGAAGUUCCAUCGGAAAAUGGUGCAUGGGGCUCUGUGCAUGUUUGGCGAAGGUUCAGUUUCUAUCGAGAAGAUAAUUUGCAAGGAGGCGAGCUCUAUGUGUGAUAUACUGACUGAAACUCAGAACAGUGCAGUGGAUCUGGCCCCAGAGCUGACGCGUGCAGUCACAAACGUGGUGUGUGCCCUAUGUUUCAACUCCUCAUACAAACGUGGAGAUGCUGAGUUUGAGUCUAUGCUCCAAUACAGCCAAGGAAUCGUGGAUACAGUAGCAAAGGACAGCUUGGUGGACAUUUUUCCAUGGCUACAGAUAUUCCCAAAUAAAGAUCUCAGAAUUUUAAGACAGUGUGUUGCCAUCAGAGACAAACUGCUUCAAAAGAAAUAUGAGGAGCACAAGGUGGAUUACAGUGAUAACGUCCAGAGGGACCUGCUCGAUGCAUUGCUGAGUGCCAGACGCAGUUCAGAGAAUAACAACAGCACUCAGGAUGUUGGUUUAACUGAAGAUCACCUGCUAAUGACUGUGGGGGACAUUUUCGGAGCAGGGGUGGAAACCACUACCACUGUAUUAAAAUGGUCAAUUGCUUACCUGGUACAUAAUCCACAGGUGCAGAAAAAGAUUCAGGAGGAGCUGGACAAUAAGAUUGGAACAGACAGACACCCUCAGCUCAAUGAAAGAGGAAAUUUGCCUUAUCUAGAGGCCACUAUUAGGGAAGUGCUGCGAAUUCGACCCGUCUCCCCACUCCUCAUCCCUCAUGUGGCACUCCAAGAUUCCAGUGUGGGAGAGUACACUGUGCAGAAAGGGACAAGAGUUAUUAUUAACCUGUGGUCUUUACAUCAUGAUGAGAAAGAAUGGAAGAAUCCUGAGCUGUUUGACCCAGGACGAUUUCUAAACGAGGCGGGCGAUGGUUUGUGCUGCCCAUCAGCGAGCUACCUGCCAUUCGGCGCAGGAGUGCGUGUUUGUCUUGGUGAGGCCCUGGCAAAAAUGGAGCUCUUUCUCUUCCUGUCAUGGAUUUUGCAAAGGUUCACACUUGAGAUGCCUGCUGGCCAGCCUCUGCCUGACUUGCAGGGCAAGUUUGGUGUGGUUCUUCAACCUAAGAAAUUUAAAGUCAUUACUAGACUCAGAGGAGAGACCAAGCAUUGCUGAGUAAUUGUAUUUUCUGUCAUCUCUUCUAAUGUUUUGUGAAUAUUUUUAGUUUAAAGCCCUUCUGUCAAGAAAAAAAAAUAUAAAGCUGCUGUAUCAAAUCAAACAUGAAUAAAAUGAAUCUCUUGUGACAAUGUGACUCCAUUUCUUAUUGUAAUGAAAUAAGACCAUUGGAUGGGUAACUGAACUAGUCACAGAGGAAAUUCUUUGGCUUUAAAAAGCUUUUUUUAUUCAUAUGGAACAUCCUUUGAUUCUCAUUAUUUUGGUUGUCUUAUAAAAUGCGUAAAAUACAGUUUUAUAUAUAAAAAGAAAGUGACUACGGAUACAAAACUAAAACAUUGUACCAGGCUUAAACUCAAUAAUCAAAAGCAAUUGGCUUGCAAAGCCUUCGUCACCUUCAAGCACGCACUCUCACUGCAUCAGUGUCAAAACAGUGCAAUGACAACUUUUCAGGCAAAAACUCUCACAAUCUCAUUUACAGUAAGCUAACCUUACAUUGUGACCGAGACUACUUUUAAUCAAUACCGCUGGUCUUAAACAUCAAAGAACAAAAUAAAACUUUCAGGACUAGAGCUAGGGAAAGAACUUCAUGAGCACCCUUGUUGCGACAGAUAACUUUUAAAGCUUAAACUUAAUAAUCUAUGACUAAACCAAAAUCAGUUAGGUAUUUUGAUAAAUGCAUUCAUGAUGCAAUAACUGGUCCAAUUCAUUCCGAACCCUCAAGUCAGACAAAACUGCUCAGUGAAUGUUUGCGAAGGCACCAAGUCUUUGUUGGAAUCUGCCUCCAGAACCAGUUAUUCCAGAUAACACAGAACCUAAUUUUCCUGCCACAUCAAGUUUUAAAGAAAUAAGCCCCCAGUUCACAUAGGAACACACUGCUCUGGUGAUCUACAGGGCCAACAAUCUUUCCGUGCCCAAAAGACUCUGAUAUUGUAGGAAGCAUAACUACUAACCCGAAUCAAAGGUCAAAUAAACAGUGGCUUGAAGAACAAUCCUACUAUGAGACACACACACAGACAGUGUAGGAAUGCAGUGGAGCAGCUUAGCGCAGUCUCACUGCCAUAGAAAAACAAAAACACACUGUAUCUCAUUAACCAGAUAUAUAAGUGCUACUCUGAAGAACACGCUAACAUAGCAAUAACAGUAACCUUACCUGAUCUGUUACAACAAAACUUACAUCAAAAGCUUACUCUAUGUAAUAAAGCCUAUACACAAGUCACCUUACUGUUAGUGGUGCAAGAGUUCCCUUACAGUGUUAAGAUACAAAACCAACUUAAAGCACUAUGGGCGAAUACAGAAAUUAAAUUAAGGCAAAGACUACUAACAUAUUUUUAAAUGAUAUGUUUCGAUGGAAGGCUUAUCAAGUGAUCCUUUCAAACAAGAAGUUAACAUUGACCAAAAUGUCAUACCCAUUAGUAUGCACUUGGUCUAUUAUUUCCACUCAUACUGGCCCUUGAUUAUUUUAUGCAGUAAUCCUACCACACACACAUUGUACUUAAGGCAUAUGAAAGCUAGUAAUAUCAACAAAGGCACCUACUGUAAAUAUGCAAGAUGGGUUAAAUCUAUAUACAAAGGUAUAUUCGGCCUUCAUUUGAAGAGUCGUUGCAUAAUGAACUUCAAAUUUCACUACUUGAAAGCGUGUGGUAUAACAACAACUGUGGAUAUCAGCUUGUGGAUCUAUGUAAAUAAUCAUGCAAAAUAUAGCUUAGUUUUGGAUCAAGUCAAAACCAUGUAAUACAAGAACAGGACAAAACAAACAAAAUGACAACCCUAUCAAGUUUAACUGCAAGGUAGGGGGCACUUUUAGGUGACUUGCUUUCAUUUUUCUGAAUAGCAUCAUGCAGUGAUAUUCCAGACAAACAUUUUGGGGUUAAAGUAAAAAACAAAAACAAAAAAAUCAACAGCAAAAAGACAAUUAAAGCUCUGAAUUGUCAGUAGACUGCUCUGUCAUGACACUACCCUUUUUUCUGGGAAUUUGUUUGCACUGUGUAAUCUUGUCCCUUUGAGAGAGCAAGUAUUUUAAAUUACAUUAAUGAUAAAAAUGUUAGACCAAAAACAACCACAGAUAAUUUAACUCUGACCUUAAAGAAAUAGUUCUCAGAAAAAUAAAAAUUAUGUAAUGUACAUGUAUGUCAAUUUUCUUCUUCACAACACAAAAGUAGAUAUUUUAAUGAAUAUCCCAGUCCAUCUUUUCAAUAUAAUGGCAGUGGACUCGCUUUUAAGCUUAAAGGGAUAAUUCAACCAAAAAUGAAGAUUCUCUCAUCAUUUACUCACCCUCAUGCCAUCCCAGAUGUGUAUGACUUUCUUUCUUCUGCAGAACACAAAUUAUGAUUUUUAGAAGAAUAUUUCAGCUCUGCAGGUCCAUGCAAUGCAAGUGAAUGGGUGCCAAUAUUUUGUCAAUCCAAAAAGCACAAAGGCAUCAGAAAAGU